GCUCGCCUCGCCUGCGGCGCUGCCAUGGAGACGUCCCGCGGCGACCCGCGGCCUGGCGCGCUGGCGGGGCCUGAGGCUGCAGCGGCGGCCGGACCCCGAGCGGGGCUGGGACUCGCCGCGCGCGGAUAGGGACACUGAGGCUGGGCCGAGCGGUUCCGCGGCGUCGGGCGGUUAGUUAAAAGAGGAGCCGCAUCUGGCGAGACCACGCUUAGGUCUGCACCACCCGACGGUGACGGACGCGGCUUCCUGCGCAGCAUCGUCCUUGGGAAGAGAGGAAGACUAGGCAGAAAAAGAGGGCUGAAUAAAAGCUGGUCCCAGAUGCCCAGCGCAUAGCAAACGCUGGGACCCACCUUGCCAGCCGGCCCGUGCACAGAUGAGUGUAGCUCCCGCCAACCGCCGGCUAGUCGUGUCCAGCGUCCUUCCCUUCAGGGCACUGGUCUGUCAAGUUCCACGGUCCAAGUCGUGGCGUCAGAUGAGCCCCCCGAGGGGCUGCCUAAAUCCCUGCCUCUCCACACGUCACCCAGCCAGCACCUGGACCAGGAGGUGCCGUGGCCAGGACGCCACUCCGACCCGGUCACAGCCUCAGCGAUGGGUCCCGGGUGGCUCUUCCCGAUGCCCCGGGGCAUGUCUCAAGUUUCCCUGCAGCACGGCCCUCCUGAGGAAACUGCCUACAAACGGCCUGGAUUCCUAAUUUCCAUCCUUAAGCUAAGUAAAGAAUCCUCAAACCCAACAGGUGAAAAAGCUCUUAAUCGGGUGAUUUAGUGUGGAGCGGCUGGAGCUGUCCACACUUGAGGAUACCCCGGGUAGCAGUCCAGGGAGGGUGGGGGCCCAGCUCCGGAAGAGCCAUGAGCGGCCGGGUGCCCCUGGCAGAGAAGGCCCUGUCUGAGGGCCAUGCCCGUCUGCGGUACAGAGACACCUCUUUGCUCAUCUGGCAGCAGCAGCAGCAGAAGCUGGAAUCGGGGCCUCCUGGGACGUACCUGAGCAGGAGCCGAAGCAUGUGGUACUCUCAGUACGGGAAUGAGGCCAUCUUGGUCCGAGACAAGAAUAAGCUCGAGGUCUCCCGAGACACCGGUCAGUCCAAAUUUUGCACCCUUAUGUAAUUCCAGCGUGAAAACCUACGCCCAGUGCCAGGCUUGGAGGAAAACAGGUUCGCUUUCCAUGUCAUAGUCUCGCAGAUGUCUAAUUCUCACUGGCAGAUUUUGAAUAGUUAACAGGAAGACCCAGCGGUGGUUUUAAGAACCAAGGAAGUUCAGAAAUGAAUUCCUGGCCCCUUAGCAAAGGAUCUGGGGAAACUGAUCCUUUGGAGACUCAGCUUCUGGAACCCCUCGUAGGUGGCCAUUGCAGUGCUCUAAUAUCCCCGAGCCCUGGCAGACCUGGCACUGACCUGGGCACUGCUAGAUGCUGCUUUUCCAUUAUGCUUCCAAAUAAAGCAAGCAAGGGUUAACCCCCACCCCCAACCCUUUUCAAGAUUUUGUAGGUUGAUUUUAGUAUUCACUUCUGCCUGGUAAAGAAUGGGCCAGGUUAGGCAAGAUGAGGGAAUUGGUUCAUGUAUGGUCCAUCAUCCGUGUGCAUGGACUGAGACAUAGCUGACUCAGAUGGUCACCAUUGUUGCCAGGGACACUUUGUUGCACUUGCAUUUUGAGUCUUGUUAUCAAAAUGGCCAUCAUUGUAAUGCAGUGUGGCUCCUUCCACACUAGCCUCCAAGCACCUGAGACUUUUAGGCACGUGCAUCCAGAAAACAUUAAGGAAACCCAAAGCUCUUUUUAAGUUCCACAUCAGUUGCCCUCCAGUGGUUUCAAAUUGAAUUGAGUGGUGACAAGAGGCAGGUUCUCAGCUUCCACUCGAGGUUUCAGGCUCUCUAUGGUCCUGGGCUGGAGGUCCCACUGUUUAUAGCAUAUGAUGUAUGCAUGCCGCAGUGGCUCACCUGGACAGGUGUUGUCGUGAAAAGAUUUGCUGUCUGCUGUCAUUAAAGUCUGCUUGGCUACACAAUGUGGAAA
Choloepus didactylus (southern two-toed sloth) is the source of this 1997-nucleotide messenger RNA. It is a transcript of the gene BRD3OS, whose product is annotated as BRD3 opposite strand. The record is from RefSeq and is a predicted model, not a curated record. The transcript is spliced from 3 exons. The coding region runs from base 846 to 1100 and encodes 84 amino acids. Lineage: Eukaryota; Metazoa; Chordata; Mammalia; Pilosa; Megalonychidae.